Xiphophorus maculatus (southern platyfish) is the source of this 1566-nucleotide messenger RNA. RefSeq names its product exosome component 9 (gene exosc9). The record is from RefSeq and is a predicted model, not a curated record. Bases 161 to 1459 code for a protein of 432 amino acids. Gene Ontology annotation, biological process: TRAMP-dependent tRNA surveillance pathway; exonucleolytic trimming to generate mature 3'-end of 5.8S rRNA from tricistronic rRNA transcript (SSU-rRNA, 5.8S rRNA, LSU-rRNA); U4 snRNA 3'-end processing. Gene Ontology annotation, cellular component: cytoplasmic exosome (RNase complex); nuclear exosome (RNase complex). The transcript is spliced from 12 exons. NCBI's taxonomy places the organism in Eukaryota, Metazoa, Chordata, Actinopteri, Cyprinodontiformes, Poeciliidae.
UGAUCAAACGUUUAGUUCAGUUGAUAUAUUUUGUGUUUAGUCUGUCGAGCUUUAGUGCCGUAAAUCGUUCUUUCUCGCGCAUGCUCGCAACGUGUAAACACAGACUCCGCAUGGUUUCCUGAGAAGUGAUAUAAAAGAAUAUACUAGAGAAACCGUCAGCAUGAAGGACACACCGAUGUCCAACUGUGAGCGGGACUUCAUACUGAAGGCCAUCGAGGAGAAAAAGCGCCUGGAUGGGCGACAGACGUAUGAUUACAGGAAAAUAAAAAUCACUUUUGGGACUGACUAUGGAUGCUGCUUUGUGGAUCUGGGACAAACCAGGGUCAUGGCCCAGGUGUCAUGUGAACUGGUGGUGCCAAAGGAAAAUCGUCCGAACGAAGGAAUCAUGUUCUUCAACCUGGAGCUGUCGCCGAUGGCCUCCCCGGCUUUUGAGCAGGGAAGACAGUCGGAGCUGUCAGUGAAGCUGAACAGACAGCUGGAGAGAUGCCUGAGGAACUCCAAGUGCAUUGAUACAGAGUCCCUGUGUGUGGUGUCUGGAGAAAAGGUGUGGCAGAUCAGAGUAGACGUCCACACGCUGAAUAACGACGGGAACCUGAUGGAUGCCGCCAGCGUGGCCGCCAUCGGCGCUCUGUGCCACUUCAGACGACCCGACGUCAGCAUCCAGGGAGAGGAGGUCACGGUGUAUAGUCCAGAGGAGAGAGACCCCAUUCCUCUGAGUAUCUACCACAUGCCCAUCAGCGUCAGCUUCGCCUUCUUCCAGCAGGGAACCUUCCUGCUGGUUGACCCGUGUGAGCGGGAGGAGCGAGUGAUGGACGGCCUUCUGAUGAUCGCCAUGAACAAACACAGAGAGAUCUGCUCCAUUCAGUCCAGCGGGGGCAUCAUGCUACUGAAAGAGCAGGUGAUGAGAUGCAGUAAAAUAGCCAGCGUCAAGGUGUCUGAGAUCACAGAGCUCAUCAACAAAGCUCUGCUAAACGACAAGACUGCCAGGAAAGCAGGUGGGAGGUGUGGUUUUGCGGAGUCCAUGCCACAGGAGCGAAUCACAGCUCUGAAAACGGACCAGACAGCCGUGGAGAUGACCGAUGUCAGUGAAACAGCCAGUAGCAUUGUCCAGACAGCCGUAGCCCCACCUCAAACGGUGCCAUCCCCAUCGGUGCCAGUCCCAGGGGUCGGACAGGUAGGGGAGGGUCUGCGCAACACCUGGGGCCUAGAAGAAGAAGAGGAGGAGGAGGAGGAGGAGAGCUGUGGAGGGGACAGUGUGGAGGAAGUGACAAAGAUGGAUGUGGAACUGCAUCAAGAAGACAAGAGCAGAACAGUGGAUGUUGUGGAGAUAUUAGAUAGUGAUGAAGAGGAGGAGGAAGUGGUCAUCCUUUAUCCCGAGGCAACAAAAAAACCUAAAAAUACAGGGUCCAGUUCUGGCCAGAAGGGGGCAGGAGCAUCCAGGAAACAGAAGAAAAAAUGAUUCGUAUUGCAAUUGAUCUGACAGCAUCGAAAAAUAAAAAAAAGUAGAAUGACAUCGAAAUGCAAUGAAAAUUUAACAUUGCGCUAAUAAAUAUAUUUUUUACAUAA